ACUGCGCCUUUUAAAAUAGUUUAGUGCGCCGCUCCCACUCCACGAUACCCACUCAGCUGUUACUGUAAAUCGCUGCCACUUUCCACAUGGUGCUAUCCAUUCACAAAUCUGCUUUGGAUGUUAGAGGAGCCUAUCGCUGCCAUAAAGUGGACUGAUCUCAUCGGCUGCCUGUUGUGAAAAACUUGUUGCGCAGCUGCUAUUCCCCCCUCCCUCCAUCAGCUCCAACACUGACAGUCUGACCGCCUGCUGGUAUUUUCUAUCUGUGGACAGAUAGAUCACUUUCAGACAGCGACCAGCUUUCUUUCCCGACCUUAGAGAGAUGCAGCCGAUGACCGCGGCCAUGUGGAUUCACUCCUUCCUUCCUGCUUGUUUGUUUUUCUCAUGAAGUUCCAGAAGUUUAAAUUUAACGAGCUCCAUUAAUAUGAGAAGGAGGACAGAGGAUAGGAGUCAUGAGCUGGACGCGUCCUUGGUGCGGACUGGACUGGAGCCACAGCCUCUUCUACCUGACUGUACUUCUGUGGACAAGACGCAUGAACGGACUGGCUGAUUUUUCAAACUACCUGUCAAGGAUCAUCACAAGCCACUCUGCUCAUGCCUGCAACGGAGCGCCACUGAGACUCCACUGUCCUCGUCACUCCACCAUCUCCAUCCAGUCAGCCUUCUAUGGGAGCGGCCGGGUCCGGCUGUGCUCAGAGGACCCCCAGUCUGGACCCCAAAACCAAAGCUGCUCAGCUUUAACCGCCCUCCAGAAGCUCCUGUCUGAGUGUCAGAACCACAGAGACUGCCAGCUACCAGUCACUCACCUGCUGUUUGGGAAGGACCCGUGCCCCGGCAAGACCAAGUACCUCCAUGUGGAUUACAAGUGCAAACCCUCUGAACACAAAACACAGGUGGUGUGUGAAGGAGAGAUCAUGUUCUUACGCUGUAAGCCCCCCAAGGCGCUGAUCAUCUAUGCAGCUGUCUAUGGCCGAGGUCUGGGUCAGACUGACGCCUGCCCUUCACUCCGGACGAGACCACCCCCAUUCGAGUGUCUGAACCACGAGGCCGUGCAGGUGGUUUCCAAAUCCUGCUACAGCCGACAGAAAUGCGCCGUUGCUGUUGGCAACCAGACCUUCAGGGACCCCUGCUUUCCAGGAACCAGGAAGUACCUCAGUGUGCUUUAUUCUUGUGUGCCGAAGUCUUUACUGAGAGAAGCAGACCCAAGCAUUCUGAGUACCACCUCACUUCCAAGCACAGAAAAAGAUUCUGUUUCAGAUCUGGAGUCAAGUAGACCAGACAGUUCAGGAGCAAUGAUGAGUAACUCUCUUCUGACCUAUGCCUUCAUCAAAGAACACCCAGAGACGGCGGCGCUGCUCUUCACCUCCAGCGUCUGCAUUGGCCUCCUCUUUACACUGCUGGCUCUAUCUGUCCAAGUGACCUGCAGGGGGCGGCGGCUCAGGGAUCACAGGCUUGCAGCCAAGUCAAACGGAGUGAGUCGCAACUGCUCUGAGCAGUAUUAUGAGGACAAAGCCGAGCCGGACGGUGACAAUGAAGGAACAGAGAGCUUUCUGCUUUCAACUGCCGAGAGGAGGGGGAUCCAAAGCUGGGAGGAAGUGACUUACAUGAGCGAGGCGGCUGAGCUGGCGGAGAGGAUCGAACGCAGAGACAUGAUCAUCCAGGAGAUAUGGAUGAACUCCUACCUGAACGGCAGCUCCUGCUGAACAAUUCAUGUGGAUGCUUGGUCAGAACCACGGAGAAAGAGAAAAAAUCUGGUCUCUGAAAUAUUAUAUUCUUCACAGAGGGAUCAGUAGGUGUGUCCUGCAGCAGAUUUUUGUAUAUAUUUUGCAUUUAUCAGCAAAAGAAGCUGAAAUAGUUUUUACUGUGACAUAAAAGCAUUUAACACUUGAUAAAAAUUAUUAUGCUCCUUUAUGAAUCCACUGAAUCUUCACCCUUCAGUCUCCCAUGAGCUGUAAUGUUGAUAUGAAUCUGUGUCCAACUACAAAGCUGCACAAAUGGAUGAAAACA
Molecule: messenger RNA, 2004 nt
Organism: Cyprinodon tularosa
Lineage: Eukaryota; Metazoa; Chordata; Actinopteri; Cyprinodontiformes; Cyprinodontidae
Gene: eva1c
Product: eva-1 homolog C (C. elegans)
Exons: 8
Coding region: 450-1700 (416 amino acids)
Cellular component (GO): extracellular region
Molecular function (GO): carbohydrate binding; heparin binding
Source: RefSeq, a predicted model, not a curated record